UUUUUGCCCGUUGCUUGGAAUGCUGACCACGGAGAUAAGAGAGCUGAGCAAUACUGGGGGAGGACGGGCAGCGGGCUGUUGCACAGUACAGCUUAAUGCCACGUUGGCAUGGUGGGCCCAUGAAAAGGCCGGUCAUGGAGGAAGGGACGCCACCAUAGCAUGGGCCAAGGCCCAGGGUGUACAACUUUCAGUAAAAGAUGUGCAGACAUGUAUUACCCAAUGUGAAACCUGCCAACUGCUAAAAAGACAUCCUUAUUUAGAUCAACCAGUAGGGCGCAUACAGCGGGGCACAACUGGGGGUGAUGUAUGGCAGAUUGACUAUAUUGGACCUUUACGGGAACAUAGGCGACAGCGCUAUAUCUGCGUAGCUGUGGACACAUAUUCGGGACUAGUAGUAGCAGUUCCCAGCCGCUAUAGUAAUGCACAUACCACAAUUAAAUGCUUAGAAAUGAUAGAGCUCUAUUAUGGUACCCCUGUAGAGAUCCAAUCUGACAAUGGGACGCAUUUCAAAAACACCAGAGUAGCACAGUGGGCCAGUGACCGAGGAGUUACGUGGACAUGGCAUCUUCCUUACCACCCCCAGGGGGCGGGAUUAGUAGAGCCCACUAAUGGAUUACUGAAAGAGCAGCUGAAGCGCUUGGGGGGUGGUACGUUCACUGGGUGGGUAGACCAUCUAACUGAAGCAGUACGCAUCUUGAAUAACCGUAUCAUUGGCCAGAGCUCGACCCCCAUGCUACGCAUGAAGCAAGGGCAGAUCAGAACCACAAAGGUUGCAAAUCCAGGAAUAUCCGUUCUACAAGGGACGGCCUUCACAGCUACACCCCAAGGCGGCGGAUACGCCGUGCAAAGCACUACAGAUAUAACCAUGGCUAUCCAAGAGACGCGGUGGUUCCGUACCGACGUCACGCUGUAUCCAGCCUCUGGUAACUGUCUAUGUUUAUUGUGUUUGACCCCAGGGCUCUUGGCCCAGGGCCUAGUGUUACUGAAUACAACUCAGGAAUCUGGAAAAAGACCACUCAUAUUUGGAAUCAAAAACACCUCCUCACAGGCGGUGAUCCUACCUACCGCCCCAUGGGUUUUGGUAUAUCGUGUCCUGAAUACACCACCAACUACAGAGACCACGCAGUGGUUCACUGGGGUGCGGGUAUGGUAUCGGCCCCUGUUAGGACAACCAGUUGCAGCCGAAGUUAUAGCUGCUGAUGACUCACAAGCUGUAACUAUUGUGGUGCAGGGAGAAUCUGCAUGGCGGCGGGUGCCAGCACAGCAUCUAACGUGACGGGAGUAGGGUAUGGGCUAUGUUUCCCCUCCCCUCUUAU
This is a messenger RNA of Harpia harpyja (harpy eagle), 1316 nucleotides long. RefSeq lists its product as uncharacterized. Bases 20 to 1276 code for a protein of 418 amino acids. Gene Ontology annotation, molecular function: RNA stem-loop binding. NCBI's taxonomy places the organism in Eukaryota, Metazoa, Chordata, Aves, Accipitriformes, Accipitridae. Gene Ontology annotation, biological process: DNA integration. The transcript is spliced from 2 exons. The record is from RefSeq and is a predicted model, not a curated record.